AUGAGCUUCGCCCCGUCGCAGCAGCCCGGCGGCAACUCCUACUACGACUACCAGUCGUGCGCGCUCCCGUCGCCGGCCGUCGACUACAGCGCCACCGACGCUCCAGACGUGGACGUCAGCCUGUGGAUCUGGGACGCGGCGGACCCCGAUUUCCUCACGUGCGCGACGACGGGCGUGUCCUUUCCGAACGGCGACUUCGAGGAGAACACGACGACGCUCGGACCGACGCUGGCGGGCCACCACGUCGAGGUCACGGCGAUCAAGAGCGCCUACCCCGAUGGCCUGCACCAGUGCUCCGCCUGCGGGGACACGGGCUGGCGCGGCGAGACGCGCUACGAGAGCGACUGGCGGUACGGCAUCUACCUGCAGGGCUGCGUCGACCAGUACAAGAACGACUUCUUCCUGACCUCGCUGGACCGGCUCGCGCGGGACUACGCCAGCACGGGGAACGAGACGUACGCGAAGGUGGGGCUGCGGAUGCUCGACCGGUUCGCGACGAAUUUCGGCGACUUCCUCUGGAAGGACGCGGACAGCUCCUGGGGCACGCACGACAGCCGCAUGCGCAGCAGCACCAUGCCCACCUUGCGGUCGGCCCAGCGGGCGCCGCCGGGCGACGCGCACUCCGAGGAGACGGGCGUCCUCGCCGUGACGUUCCGCGAGAUGGCCGGCGCCUACGAGGCGACGCAGCACACGCCGCUCUUGCCGCACCUCGCGGCGGCGCGUGCCGCGUUGGCGGACCUGCCCGUCGCGCCCGUGGCUCCCGAGCCGCCGCGCCGCUCCCGCCGGAUCGCCGAGGAGGCGCUCGAGGCGGCGCUGAAAAAAGCGGAACGGGCCGCGGUCGAGGCCGUGGUCGCGGACGCGAGGCUGGCUUUGUCGAGCGGACAGGCCGCGCGCGAGCGCGAGCUCGCCGAGACCGAGGCGCGUUCCCGGCCGCCCUGGCCGACGCGGAGGCCGCCCGUCGAGGCUGACCAGUGGACCGCCAUCGACGACGUGCCUGCCGAGGCCCUCGCCGCGUCCGAGUUCGCGCUCUGCCGGGUGCCCCACAAGAGCCUCGUCGAGCCCUGGGCCGCGGCGGUCGCCGACGUCCACGCGAGGUUCCUGGCGGAGCAGGAUCAAGGACAGGAGCGGCGCGACCGCGCGCUCCUGUGGAUCCUCGCUCUGCCGCAGCUAUUAUGGCGAAAGCCCGUGGUCCGCCGCAUCUUCGACGUGAAAACGCUUGCCUGGUCCGCCGCCGACUCGAACUACUACUCCACCGCGGCGUCCGCGCGGAGAGGCGCGUCGCCCGUGGACAAGCGGGCGUCCUACGUCGACAACGAAUACAAGGCGCACGCGAAGCAGAUCGACGUUGAGAUCAACGGCGUCUCCGACGGCCCGAUGCUCCGCGCGCUGAGCUCCCUCGGCGGCUGCGUCGGCCUCGUCUUCGGCCAGUUUUCCGAGGCCUCCAAGGACGUCUCGUCCCUGCUCGCGGACGUCGCGACCGCGCUCUCCGAGUCGCGUUGGAUCUCCAUGGGCUGCGCGUGCCCCGACCAGGCGAAAGCCCUGCUCAGCAACGAGCUCCACCGCGAGUGGGGCACCACCGCCGCGAAGUACCGCGCGCGCUACCUGAUCUCCGGCCUCAAGUUCGUCGACGGCACCUGGACGUCCAAGGCCCGCGCCCUCUCCCACCGACUCGAAGACGACGCGCGCCGCCUCGCGGACCGCGCCGCCCUCGCCACCCUCACGACCAACCUCCGCUGCGACGGCUAG
Messenger RNA from Aureococcus anophagefferens, 1746 nucleotides. RefSeq lists its product as hypothetical. The transcript has 3 exons. The record is from RefSeq and is a predicted model, not a curated record. The coding region runs from base 1 to 1746 and encodes 581 amino acids. NCBI's taxonomy places the organism in Eukaryota, Pelagophyceae, Pelagomonadales, Pelagomonadaceae.